Messenger RNA from Hypoxylon fragiforme, 1137 nucleotides. RefSeq lists its product as uncharacterized. Gene Ontology annotation, molecular function: structural constituent of ribosome. Lineage: Eukaryota; Fungi; Ascomycota; Sordariomycetes; Xylariales; Hypoxylaceae. The record is from RefSeq and is a predicted model, not a curated record. Gene Ontology annotation, cellular component: mitochondrial large ribosomal subunit. The transcript has a single exon. The coding region runs from base 124 to 948 and encodes 274 amino acids.
CCACUAGAUAAGAAAUCUUUCCACUGAUGUGUGUGGAAAGUUCGAGAGCUUUCAAUUAACGUUAAAUAAAGCCCAUUCAUUGUACCAACCAUCGCGGGCAUAUCCAGCGCCAACGCACCAAAGAUGCGACCGAUACGAUUGCCAACUACCCCUUCGCGGUGUCUCCGCCUCACCCCCUCCUCCUCCUCCUCCUCAACCACCUCCCCCUUCCUCCAAACCACAGCCCGCACCUUCAGCAGCACCCCCGCCCCCCCGCGCCAAAAGCCCUCCUACCUGACCGUCUCCCCCGAAGUCGUCCCCGACUACCCCUACGGGCGCCUACGAUGGUACAAGCAAGCGAACCAGGGCCUCUUCGCGGGUUCCAAGAUCCGCUUCGGCAACACCGUGGCCGAAAAAUACCGGAACAAGUCCCGCACCACCUGGCUGCCCAACCGCCACGUCAAGCGCCUGUGGUCGCCCUCCCUGGGAGCCUUCAUCCGCACGCGGCUGACCGCGCGCGUGCUGCACACCAUCGACCGCCUCGGCGGCAUCGACGAGUACCUGCUGGGGUCCAAGGCGCGCCGCAUCAAGGACCUCGGCCCCGCCGGCUGGGCCCUGCGCUGGAAGAUCAUCCAGACGCCCGCCAUCCAGCGGCGCUUCGCGCUCGAGCGCGCCGCCUUGGGGUUGCCGCCCAAGGAGGUCGAAGGAGGCGAAGGGGGGGAAGCAGCGCUGCCGAGCGAAUUGGCUGCCGAGGGCCUCACGUCGGAGGAUGUGCUGAAUGAGGUCGACCUCAUGCUGAAGAAUGACGAGGAGUUUAUGAUUGGCGCGUUGCAGGAGGGGGAAGUGAUCGCCGCCGAGACGGAGAGCGAGGCCGUUGAAGGGGCUACUCAGGAUUCUCGGGAUAUCGACUUCAACUCAGAGGAAUUAGGACAGGAGAGGCCGAAGGAGGAUAAUUCCAAGCCUUUGUAGCCCGUCGAAAUCGACUCGCUUCUCCUACUUGGUUUCUACGGAUAUGGCGCUCGCACGACGGACUCUACAAAUGGCACAAAUAAACCAAAAUCUAGGGUCAAGGGGUCAAGGGGUCAAGGGGGUUCUUAAAAUGGCAUUCAUUAUACCAUACAUCAAUGAUCUCUUUUACAAAAUGCAUCAAAGCGCGCA